Trichoderma asperellum CBS 433.97 is the source of this 2553-nucleotide messenger RNA. RefSeq lists its product as uncharacterized. NCBI's taxonomy places the organism in Eukaryota, Fungi, Ascomycota, Sordariomycetes, Hypocreales, Hypocreaceae. Gene Ontology annotation, molecular function: phosphoprotein phosphatase activity. Gene Ontology annotation, cellular component: cytoplasm. The record is from RefSeq and is a predicted model, not a curated record.
AAAAAGGCGGCACAUGCAGAACCGUCAACGCAUCUUGUCGACGCGAGACUCGAAACUUGAGCUCCAACAGCCUCGCCUGGAGGAUCCCAACAGGAGAACGAAGCGAAACGCUGCUAGUUGCCGGUGGCCAGCAGCCAAAGCCGAGGCCAGUUGUUCGGUCGCGGCAUCGACACAUGAGACCUGCACCCUCGCCUCUGCCUGCACGAUCCGCCAUGCGAUUUUUCUCCUCAUGAAGAUGCGAACCUCGCGAUACUAAGCGGACCUUGCUGCACGGCGCAUCCCUGAGAACCGACCCUGGUGUUUGAUACUCAGCUUACACUCCCUUUCGGGCGCCCUCCAAGAUGACGCGACGCAUUGUUCGCACGCUCACCCAGCUGGGCGCCGUAGCGUUCCUCACCACCAUCCUGAUAUUCUUCCUCGACCGCAACUAUAGAGUCCUUCCUAAUGCCCUCCACAACUACAUGCCCUCCCACCAUCCUGGCCUGGUGGUCACCGACAUCACCAUCACGACCUGCUCCAGCCUCAAGCCCUUCUCCUCCUGCGAGCUGAAUCCGAACGAAUGGCAUCGCAUUGAAAAAGAUUUAUACCUAGGAAAAGCGUGGACAUCGAGCGCAUAUCUAUACGUUCGUCGCAAGCACGAAGAGAACUUGACCGACCAAGACGAAGUUGUCGUCGGCGUCUCUGUUGGAUCGCUGAACCCCGGAGACGUCUCUGACGACAGCGAGCACUGGGAACCAAGACCCGGAGGCAUAUGGCUGAAGCGAUCCAGAAAUAAGAAAUCAAGCGACUCGGAUGCUGCUGUGACGGACGUGGAUGUCGUCUUUGGCGAUGACGCCACCGAGGCGCGCGACGGCUGGGGCAUUGUAGGAAGGCCGUUACAUCUCAAUACCGGUUCGAAUUUCCUCAGCGCACACUUGACUGUAAGGAGAGGCGCGCAUCACGAGCUGAAGAAGCCGAAGCCUAGAAUCCCCGACAACGGCCGAUUCAAAAUCAUGCAGGUGGGAGACUUGCACCUUAGCACUGGCGUGGGCGAGUGUCGGGAGGCAGUUCCCGACGGCUACAAGGGAGGCAAAUGCGAGGCCGACCCCAGGACGCUUGAUUUCCUGACCAAGAUGCUUGACGAGGAGAAACCCGACUUGGUCAUCUUGAGCGGCGACCAGGUUAACGGCGAUUCGGCCCCCGAUGCCCCUUCGGCUAUAUACAAAUACGCUUCUCUUCUCAUCGAGCGCAAAAUCCCAUAUGCCGCCAUCUUUGGCAACCACGACGACGAAAAGUCCAUGUCGCGAGAGGCCCAAAUGGCCCUGAUGGAAACCCUGCCUUACUCCCUAUCGCAAGCCGGCCCCGCAGACGUCGACGGCGUCGGCAACUACUAUAUCGAAGUCUUGGCCCGUGGCCACAACGACCACUCCGCCUUGACAAUCUAUCUCCUCGACACGCAUUCGUACUCUCCUGACGAGCGUCAUUUCCCCGGCUAUGACUGGGUCAAGCCCAAUCAGAUUGACUGGUUCAAGAAGACGCACGCGAGCCUGAAGAAGAACCACGAUGGAUACACCCAUCGACAUAUGGAUAUUGCCUUUAUACAUAUUCCCUUGAUAGAAUACGCGGAUUGGGAUAAGCCCCGCGUAGGAGAAUGGAAAGAGGGCGUCACCGCCCCCGUCUAUAACACUGGAUUCCACGAUGCCCUCGUCGAGCAAGGCGUUGUCAUGGUCAGCGCCGGACAUGACCACGUCAACGACUACUGCUCCCUUUCCCGCCACGGCGAUGAGACCAAAUCCUUCCUCCCAGGCUGGGAAGAAAAGCUACCCCUCCAAUCGGAGAAGAAGCCCGAAGACGAAGCCGCCAGGGUCCCCGCCAUGUGGAUGUGCUACUCGGGCGGCAUCGGCUUCGGCGGCUACGCCGGCUACGACGGUUACGUCCGCCGCCUGCGCAUGUUCGAGGUCGACACCGAGGAGGCGCGCAUCACGACGUGGAAGAGGGUCGAGUACGGCGAUACAGAGGCUCGCAUCGAUCAGCAGAUUCUGGUGGAUGCUGGAAAGGCGUACUUUGCGCCGCCGCCGCCGCCGCCGCCGCCGCCGCCGCCUCCGGAGGAACAGCCACAACAGGAGCAGCAGCAGCAGCAACAGUAGAGGGUGUGAGAGAGUAUAUGCGAGAAGCUAUACAUAUAUAUCGCAGAUUAUUAUAUCGAUUAUAAGACUCCCUUGAUGGAGAAUGACUGGGGAGUGACUGGUGUAUUUCCGUCACUUGUUGGUUAUAUGAGUAAUCAUUACUUACGGACCUCUUUUUACAACUACAGAUGAGCGAGGGUUCAGCCUUCGAAUCAAUCAGGUGUAUUGGAUGGAAUGAUAACGUCAUACGACCUGGCGCUGGAUAUGGCUGGAGUUCGAACGAUGUAAACUUUUUUGUUGAUUACAAGCAAGGAUCGUACGCAUCUCCACACAAAUGAUAUCAAAUAUUUUCUGUUAAGAGGGGGGAAAAAGAAACUAUGAUAUUGUGUAUAACAUCCGUGAAGUACAAAUAUAUGCAUCACAUUGGCUUUAUCUAGCCGCUUGCUCC